AUGGCGCUCGGUCCACACGCAAAUAGAGAUACCCGUCGUUCGGAGGGCACCGAAAUUCCGCUCCAAAAAUUCCACGCGAAAUAUCACACUCAGCAAGCGGAAGAAUUCCCAAGCAGUCGAGUUUCCACCCGGAUCCGCUCGAAGCUGACUAUACUGGACACGUAUGCCAUUUGCUUUAUCACAAAUUUCCCGGUGGGCAAUCGUGCAAGUGAAAUCCGUGCGGGUCGGGAUGAAUCUACCAGUUGGGCGGUGCAAAUACAAAGCCAGAUAUUAUCAGUUGAGAAGCUUUCGCGAGCAAUUAUGGAAUCCUCUGCGAAGCAAUUUGAGAUGGCCAGAUUUGAUGCUGGUAAGGAGAAUAUGUUCCUUGUUGCCGCUCUUAGGAUACUCGUCAUGACCUGA
Paracoccidioides lutzii Pb01 is the source of this 399-nucleotide messenger RNA. RefSeq lists its product as hypothetical. Bases 1 to 399 code for a protein of 132 amino acids. The transcript is spliced from 2 exons. The record is from RefSeq and is a predicted model, not a curated record.